GACGUUCACAGCACGUCAACGUCAACCUUCACUGGACCGAGCUCUGCUGCAGCUGCUAAGUCACUUUUAAAAGGCGAAAACUAUGAAAUCUGAGCACAAUUUGACAAAAAAAAUGGCCUAGCUACUAAUUUAAUACAUAUAUUCUGUUCCUGUCUAUCAGAAUUGAGCAGAUUUGUUGUUAUAAUGGAGGUUUUACGUCCACAACUUGUGAUCAUAAAUGGCAGACAAUAUCGAAGGAACGUGAUGAAGGAGGAGCAGUUUGAGGAGGAAGAGGAGUUCUCCUACACAGGACCAGAGUCUGGAGACGUGGCUGAAGAUGAGGGCUGCGAUCCUCAGCGCAUUGAACAGACGGACAAAGGCUUCCACUGCGCCGUCGACGUGCCCAGCGUCCUCUACAAAUACAUCAUCGGUAAAAAAGGAGAGACUCGCAGACGACUUGAGCAUGACACGAAAACCAGCAUCAGCAUCCCCAAACAAGGAGCGGAAGGACCGAUAGUGAUCACCGGGGCCCGUCGAGCGUCUGUGUCGUCUGCGCUCACUCGACUGGAGCUGCUCGUCGACAGCUUCAGGAGGAAACAGCCGUUCACUCACUUCCUGUCGCUCCCGCUGAACGACCCCGGGAUCCAAGAUGGCUUCCUGAGGUUUAAGGAGGCGGUGCUGGCCCAGUGCUCACAGGACCAUGGAGUUGAGGCCAGUAUUUUCCAGAACCCGUCCAAACUGCACCUCACUGUGGGGACUCUGGUUCUGUUAAACGAGACGGAGGUGAGGAAGGCCUGUGAGCAGCUGCAGCAGUGUGAAGACUUCAUCAGGGAGAUCACCGGAGGCAGGCCCUUGGAACUCGAGGUCAGAGGAGUGGAGUACAUGAAUGAUGACCCUGCGACGGUAGACGUCCUCUACGCCAAGGUCAACAUGAAGGACGGGUCUGACAAGCUGCAGGUGCUGGCUGAUCGUCUGGUGGAGCACUUUGUGUCUUCGGGGCUGAUGGUUCGUGAAUGGGACAGAGUCAAACUUCAUGGGACAGUCAUGAACACACUGUUCAGGAGAGACUCCACAGCUGAAGGUUCAGGACGAAAAACUCCAACAUCGAGAGAAGCGUUUGACGCUCGCCACGUCCUGAAGACGUUUGGAGCUUUUACUUUUGGAGAUCUGGAGCUGAACUCGGUGCUUUUAUCACAGAGAUAUUCUUCAGACUGUACAGGAUACUACUCCACCGCAGGACAAGUCUCCUUUUCAUGAAACUCAACCUCAUCUCUUUGGUCCUGGUUUGGUCCCGGUUUGGUCCCGGUUUGGUCCUGGUUUGGUCCAGAUCUAGACCUGAUUUGGUCCUGUUCUAACCCUGUGAACAGAGCAGAGCUUUGUCCACCAGAUGGCAGCAGAUCUGUGCUCACUGUGCUGUAAAUCUGUGAAACGCUGAUGACUCCAAGUCUCGUUUAUCUUCCUCCACAUACAGAGAGAAAUAAAAAAUACUUUUAUGUGUUUUCUAGCUUCCA
This is a messenger RNA of Periophthalmus magnuspinnatus, 1490 nucleotides long. It is a transcript of the gene ascc1, whose product is annotated as activating signal cointegrator 1 complex subunit 1. Gene Ontology annotation, cellular component: nucleus. The coding region runs from base 184 to 1236 and encodes 350 amino acids. Gene Ontology annotation, biological process: regulation of DNA-templated transcription; DNA alkylation repair. The transcript has 9 exons. NCBI's taxonomy places the organism in Eukaryota, Metazoa, Chordata, Actinopteri, Gobiiformes, Gobiidae. Gene Ontology annotation, molecular function: RNA binding. The record is from RefSeq and is a predicted model, not a curated record.